This is a messenger RNA of Gastrolobium bilobum, 2899 nucleotides long. RefSeq names its product pentatricopeptide repeat-containing protein At1g71210, mitochondrial. The coding region runs from base 118 to 2742 and encodes 874 amino acids. Gene Ontology annotation, molecular function: protein binding. The transcript has a single exon. Lineage: Eukaryota; Viridiplantae; Streptophyta; Magnoliopsida; Fabales; Fabaceae. The record is from RefSeq and is a predicted model, not a curated record.
UGAAGCUCGAAAAACCGAAUUGGAUGAAGGUAAAUGGAGUCCAUGCAGUCAACAAACAGUUGGAAGACAAAGGCAAUGGCAGCGUGAGAGUGUGAAAAAGAAGAUCCAAUUCGAUCCAUGAUGCUAUCACUCAAACAUGUAACCAAACACAGGUCCAGAUCCUUCUUCUCUUCCAUUCUCACCAUCUCCAACAACCCAUCUUCUUCUACUUCUUCUUCUUCUUCUUCUUCUUCUUAUACUUGUCUUUCAUCUCCAUCCCCAUGCACACCUCUAGAAUCCUUCUCCGUCACCCGAAACGACAUCGCCGACUCCUUCAAAACCUGGUUCAGAACUCGCAACCACACCAAAGACCCCCUCCUCGACCGCAUCUACGAAAUCCUCGCUUCCGGCGACGAUUUCGCCGCCCCUCUCUCACGCCUCUCCCUCCCCCUCUCCGAAUCCUUCGUCCUCAAAGUCCUCCGUUACGGCGGCGACCACAACGGCGACGUCCUCUCACGCCUCAAGUUCUUCGACUGGGCCGGCCGCCAGCCCGGCUUCCACCACACCCGCGGCACAUUCAUCGUCAUCUUCCGCAUCCUCUCACGUGCCAAGCUCAUGCCCCUUGUCCUCGACUUCCUCCACGCCUUCCGGAAGCGCGGGUUCGGACACAGGGUCCGUUUCAACGACACCCUCGUCGUUGGUUACGCCAUUGCUGGAAAACCCGAGGUUGCACUCAACCUGUUCGGUGAAAUGCGCUUUAAAGGUUUGGACUUGGACAGCUACUCUUACCACAUUCUCUUGAAUGCCCUCGUUGAGGAGAAGUGUUUCGACGCCUUUGAUGCCAUUCUCAAGCAGAUUCGCUUGAGGGGCUACGAGAAUCGCUUCACCUAUGUGAUCGUCGUCAAGUGUUUGUGCAGGCGGGGUAGGUUGAAGCAGGCAGAGGCUUACCUUAAAGGUUUGUUGGGUGGUGGGAAAGAGUUGAACGGGUCUGAGGUUGGUUUUCUUGUUGGUGCAUUGUGUCAGAGUAAUAGGUUUGACCGUGCUGUUAAGUUGGUUGUGGAGCUUGGGAAUUCGGCGUUUGUUCCCUUGGAGAAUGCUUAUGGUGUAUGGAUAAGGAGUCUUGUUCGGCGUGGUAUGUUGGAUGAGGCACUGGAGUUUUAUAGGCAGAAGAAAGAUUCUGAAGGGUAUGUUCCUGACCUGGCACGGUAUAACAUUUUGAUUUGUAGGCUUUUGAGUGAGAACCGGCUCCUCCAGGUGUAUGAUUUGUUGGUAGAUAUGUAUGAGACUGGCAUUCCCCCUGAUAUGGUUACCAUGAAUGCUGUCUUGUGCUUCUUUUGCAAAGUAGGGAUGAUGGAUGUCGCGCUCGAAUUGUAUAAUUCUAGGUCUCAGUUUGGUCUGUCUCCGGAUCACAUGGCUUACAAGUAUUUGAUACUUACUCUGUGUUGGGAUGGGAACGUUAACGAAGCAUACAGUGUAUUGAGAAGCUCUGUUGAUCAAGGUUACUUUCCUGAUAGACUAACCUUUUCUACACUUGCCAGUGCUUUAUGUAGAGAGUGCAAGAUUGAGGAGAUGAAGGAGUUGCUCCAUCUUGCCUUGGGGCAGAAUUUUAUGCCUAAUGCUUCCACAUAUGACAAGUUUAUAUCGGCUCUAUCCCGGGCUGGAAGAGUAGGAGAUGUUUAUUUGUUUCAUGGGGAACUUAACAGUGUAAUUGCUAGAGUCUCCUAUGUAAGGAUGAUUAAGGGUUUCGUUAAGUUAAAUAGGGGAGAUAUUGCUGCUCGUCUUCUUAUUGAAAUGCAAGGGAAGGGUCAUAAACUGACACGUCCCUUAUGCAAAGCUGUUAUUUGUUGUUUGCUUGAUAUGGAUAAUCCAAGGGCAAAUGUUUUCAAUUUAUUGGAGGUGCUGACUCACCGUGAACCUCAUUGUAAGAUUUACAACUGUUUCAUUGAUGCAGCUGUGCUUGCCAAUAAGGCUGACUUGGCCAGGGAAGUAAUUGAGUUGAUGCAAAGGAAAGGCAUUAAACCCAAUGAGGAUUCCAAAAUUCUUAUGUUGAAGAGUUGUUUGAAGAGUGGAAGGAUUUCUGAUGCUCUGAAUUUAUUUAAUAAUCUCCAGUGCCAGGCCUUAGUGUCUAGAAAAUUAUAUAAUACCUUGAUCGUUGGUCUCUGCAAGGCCAAUAUGGCAGACAUUGCACAUGAAUUCUUGUUCAAAAUGAUUAAAGCUGGAUCAACUCCAAGCAUUGAAUGCUAUGAGGAGCUUGUGCAGCAGCUUUGCUCAUCGAAGAGAUAUCAUGAAGCAAUCAAUAUUGUUAAUGUGCAUGAGAGAAUGGGACGUCGAGUAACUUCUUUUCUUGGUAAUGUACUUCUUUUUCAUUCCUUGGUUUCACCGAAAGUCUACGAUACCUGUGUUCGUUUUAUAGGAGUGAAAGAGGGGACAUUUUCUGGUAUUUCAAUGCUUAGCUUGAUCAUUGGUGUAUUUUCUGGUCGUCUCAGAGUAAACUAUUCUAUUGAGGACUUGGAGGAGUUAAUAGGGAAGUGCUUUUCACUUGACAUUUACACCUAUAAUCUGUUGUUGAGAAAAGUAAGCAAGAGUGAUAUGGACCAAGCUUGUGAGUUGUUUGAUCGUAUGUGUAAAAGGGGUUAUGAGCCUAAUUGGUGGACUUAUGACAUCAUGGUCCAUGGUUUCUCAAAGCAAGGGAGGAAAGAUGAGGCCAAGCGGUGGGUUAAAGAAAUGUGCCGAAAAGGACUCUAUCCAGCAGAGAGUGAUUGAAUAUUCAUUUAAGGAGAAUGAUCAAUGUUCCAAUCAAUGUGUUAAAGACGCAAAAUGGUUCACACAAUUUUGGUAAGGAUAUUAUUAUUUAUAUAUAUAUAUUAAAAAAUGGGUUACCUUGGAUGCAUUGGUUUUAGUUUUCCCGUUUUACCCCUCC